Periconia digitata is the source of this 1055-nucleotide messenger RNA. The record is from the annotation of a GenBank genome assembly. Lineage: Eukaryota; Fungi; Ascomycota; Dothideomycetes; Pleosporales; Periconiaceae.
GCUGACAAAUGGAAACCUAUCACACUCGAUAUAAAGAUGUUGAUCAAGAAGCAGAAACACAGUUAUCCCAUCUUCUUCGCGCGAAUCCGAUUCCACUGAAUUAUCAAUUGAUUGAGUUCGACAUGGCCGACAAAAGUUUCCGCACAUACAAUGCCUCUCGCUGGCAACAGCGCAUCGCGACUAUAUCCACAACUGAGCAAGGAGAGCAAGUCCGUCUCAACUACAUCAACUGCAGUUCACCUAGCGAAGCAGGCCUGAAAGGAACUAUUCUGUUAAUCCACGGCUUCCCACAAACGUCUUACCAAUUCCGCCACGUGAUCACGCCCCUCUCCGAUGCUGGGUACCGCGUUAUCGCACCCGAUUAUCGCGGAGCUGGAAAAUCAUCCAAACCUGUGCUAGGAUACGAAAAGUCGCAAAUGGCUCAGGAUAUCCAUCUUCUGAUCCAGUCGCACCUCAGCAUCAAAGACAAGAUCCACGUGGUGGGCCACGACAUUGGCGGCAUGGUAGCUUUCGCGUACGCUUCGCAAUACCCAGACGAUGUAGCGAGCGUUAUUUGGGGCGAAUGUCCUUUGCCUGGAUCGAGCUUCUACGAAGAUAUCAAGGGAACACCCGGCGUUUUUCACUUUGUUUUUCACCAGGUUCCUGAUCUGCCAGAGGCUCUCAUCGCGGGGAGGGAGAAGAUUUAUCUUCAACACUUCUUCGAUAAGUUGCUAUACAAUACCGCGGCCAUUACUUCUGAGGAUCUGGAGCAAUAUACGGUGGCUUAUGCGCAGCCUGGAGCAAUCAGUGCGGGAAUCAAUGUGUAUAGGGCUUUUGCGAAGGAUGCAGAGGAAAACAAGAAAUGGCUGAAGGAUAACGGAAAACUGAAUGUGCCGGCUAUGGGAAUGGUUGGCAAGGAGUCGUUCUUAGCAGCUUCAACAGAGAGUAUGUUGAAGGAGGUGCAUGAAGAGCAACAGGUGGAGACGUUUCUAGUUGAGGAGGCUAGCCAUUAUAUAGCGGAAGAAAAUCCCGAGUCAUUUGUCAAGGGUGUUCUGGGGUUUGUGAGGAAGCAUUAG